AUGGAUAUCGUAUCAAGUCGUUAUCGUACUGAAGUUUCUGUUGAAGGUAUAAUUAGAUAUUUACUUAAAGAUUUACUUAUGGGUUUAGAUAAGGGUUUAGAUAAAGGUUUGGCUGGGGGUUUAGAUGAGAAUUUAGAUGGGAAUGGGGUUGGGGUGAGUAAUUUAAAAGAAGUACUAGUGAUGACGUCAUUGAAAGAAGAACGGGAUAGAUUGGAAAGUAUAGUUGGAUCGGAAGGGGUGAGUGUUAUGCGGAUGAAGGAAGGGUUACAGAGUAUUAGAACGGGUCGGAAAUGGCAAGUAGUUAUAAUUGAUGGGUUUGAGACGGUGGCUGAUUUAGGCUGGGCAGAAGAAGUCUUGGGGGUAGUGGAGAAGGAAAAAGUCCCGGUUGUGGUUGCAGUUGGCGCGGAGAGGGAAGAGGUGGAGAAUUGGAAGGUCUUAGAAGGAGCAAGUAAAUCUGGAGUGUUUAAAGUAAGAGGGAAGACCUUGGUGGAGAGAAUGGGGGUUUUAUUUGCCUUGACUAAGAUGAAGCCAAUGCGAGGACUGGCUGUAGUAGUAGAGAAUGAUCGGGAAAUUAGAAGAGUAGGUGCAUUUUUAGGAGCUUUUGGAGUGGGAGUGGCUGUACAUCCGGAAAGAGUUAUGGAUGGAGUAGUGGGCGUAUUUGGACCGGGGAGUUUAAGAGCACUAAGGUACAACUUAGUAGUGGACUUUACGGGAGAAGUAGAUAUGGGUAGUGUAGUUGUAUUACAAGUAGGUGAGGAGGAAGGUGAUUCGCCUGGUGAUAGACGGUUUAGGGCUUUACUGGACCGGGCAUUGGGGUACAAGUACCGAAUAGAAAGUGUGUUGACUGCGAUUACACCACCCGUCUUAAGUGGUCGUCAGGAAAUGGAUUUAGAUAUAUUUAAGCACUUCCGUGGACCACUUAGACAGAUACAAUAA
Molecule: messenger RNA, 936 nt
Organism: Nematocida homosporus
Lineage: Eukaryota; Fungi; Microsporidia
Exons: 1
Coding region: 1-936 (311 amino acids)
Source: RefSeq, a predicted model, not a curated record